Molecule: messenger RNA, 1566 nt
Organism: Umbelopsis ramanniana AG
Lineage: Eukaryota; Fungi; Mucoromycota; Umbelopsidomycetes; Umbelopsidales; Umbelopsidaceae
Exons: 3
Coding region: 53-1375 (440 amino acids)
Biological process (GO): maturation of SSU-rRNA from tricistronic rRNA transcript (SSU-rRNA, 5.8S rRNA, LSU-rRNA)
Cellular component (GO): nucleolus; small-subunit processome
Molecular function (GO): protein binding
Source: RefSeq, a predicted model, not a curated record
UUUCAAUUCCACUUGCAAAUAUCUUCACCAGUAAAAGGUUUUUACAGGCAACAUGAAAAUAAAAGCCCUUUCCAGAUCCUCCAGCGAUUACGUUCGUGAGCGAGCACAGGACAUUCACAAGGUGCAAAAAAAUCUUGAUCCCACCGUGCAUCCCUUUGAAAAGGCUAGAGAAUAUGUUCGUGCCCUCAACUCUGUCAAGACCGAAAGAAUGUUCGCCAAGCCUUUCCUUGGGUCUCUCAGUGGUCAUAUUGACGGUGUCUACUCUAUGGUUAAGCACCCACACCGCUUGAACUCCAUGAUUUCUGGCAGUGGCGAUGGCGAGAUUCGAAUCUGGGACAUCUCGGAGCGAGAGUCAAGCUGGACAGUCAAGGCUCACAAAGGUAUUGUGCACGGUCUUUGUCCGUCUCCCAAAGACUCCAAAUUCUUGUCUUGUUCGGCGGAUAGAACGGUUAAAAUCUGGGACCAGAACGAAGGCACCACACCCAUUCACACUUAUAUGGGUAAAUACGCAUUCACUGGAUUGUCACACCAUUAUACCGAUCCUCUGUUUGCUACUUCUGGUAACGCUGUUGAGAUUUGGGACCAAAACCGAUCUGAACCCAUUCAAGAAUUCAACUGGGGUGCCGAUACGACACACACUGUCAAGUUCAACUACACAGAAACAAAUAUAUUCGCAAGUUGUGGCACGGACCGCACCAUUGCUCUGUAUGAUUUGAGAACUUCUCAACCUAUAUCCAAGGUUGUCAUGUCGAUGAGAACCAACGCAAUCGCAUGGAACCCAAUGGAAGCAUUUAUCUUCACAGCUGCUAAUGAAGAUCACAACUGCUAUACGUUCGAUAUGCGAAGAAUGGAAUCAGCUGUAAAUGUCUUGAAGGAUCAUGUUUCAGCGGUUUUGGAUGUAGAUUACUCGCCCACCGGUGAGGAAAUCAUCACUGGAUCUUACGACAGAACACUUCGAUUGUAUAACGCCAGACAAGGUCACAGCAAGGACGUCUAUCAUACCAGGCGAAUGCAGCGUAUUUUCUGCGUUCAAUUCACUAUGGACAGCAAAUACGUUCUUUCCGGCUCUGAUGACGGUAACAUUCGAUUAUGGAGAGCACACGCUGCCGAGAGAAUGGGUAUCAAGAGUGUCCGUGAGCGAGCUCAUCUCGAAUAUAGCGCCAAACUCAAGGAGCGCUACUCCCACAUGCCAGAGAUUAGACGAAUUGACAAGCACCGUAACUUGCCUCAAUCCAUCAAAAAGGCGGAUAGACUCAAGAAACAGAUUCUUGGCAACCGUAAGAAGAAGGAAGAUAAUCGUAUCAAGCAUUCGGCUCCCGGUAGCAUUGAGAGACAGCCAGAGAGGAAGAAAGCUAUUGUUGGUGUUGCGAAAUAAUUUCUGCCUUUUAUCCAUCCAUUCCCAUUCAUGCCAUGUACAAUAUUACCAUCAUCCUCCCCCAUGCAAUAGGAGAAUUGCUCAAGUUUUUGCUAGUUUAUUUUUCAUACAUUUUGCUACCCUUUAUUUUUAAUUGUAGCUGUCUAGAUAAAGAAUUGUUUUCUGGAUUUGUUUCAACCAUUGUGUAAGCG